Ictidomys tridecemlineatus (thirteen-lined ground squirrel) is the source of this 3028-nucleotide messenger RNA. RefSeq names its product glycine N-acyltransferase. The record is from RefSeq and is a predicted model, not a curated record. Lineage: Eukaryota; Metazoa; Chordata; Mammalia; Rodentia; Sciuridae. Gene Ontology annotation, biological process: glycine metabolic process. Gene Ontology annotation, cellular component: mitochondrion. Gene Ontology annotation, molecular function: glycine N-acyltransferase activity; glycine N-benzoyltransferase activity.
CCCCUGUUGGAGCUGGACUCGACACAUUCCCUGCAUAAUCUGACCCUGCUUCCAGGAUCUGCCUGUUUUGAUUUCCACACAGCUUUGGUUUACACAGAAAUGGCGGGAUCUGUGGGGGCAAAGAGCAUGUGAUGUUUCAGGAAGAGAAGCUCAGAGGGCACGUGCUAACCUCCCCAGCCUUGCAUGACUUUUCAACAAGAAACCCUGAUGGGAAGUGUUGUUUUCCACUAGAGGUUGACAUCCAGAAAUCUUUGCCAGCUUAGUGCAAGGUCCGUGUUACAUCUCAGGAAUUUCUGGAAGAGACAUAUCCAAACUCGCUCACUCUUCCAGAGUCCACUGGACUGACUGCAUCAGAGGGAAAUUCCAUCUCUCGGAAGUCUAAUCCUAACUACAUCUGAGAAGGUCUAUCAGGGCUAAGGUGUCCUCCACGAUGUUCCCGCUGCAAGGUGCCCAGAUGCUGCAGACCCUGGAGAAAUCCCUGAGGAAGAGCCUUCCUGAAUCCAUAAAGGUUUAUGGGACUGUAUUUCACAUGAACCAUGGAAACCCAUUCAACCGAAAGGCUUUAGUAGACAAAUGGCCUGAUUUCAAUACGGUGGUCAUCCGCCCUCAGGAACAGGAUAUGACAGAUGACCUUGAUCAAUACACCAAUACUUACCAAGUCUACUCCAAGGAUCCCCAGAACUGUCAGGAAUUCCUUGGUUCUCCAGAAGUGAUCAAUUGGAAACAGCAUUUGCAGAUUCAGAGUUGCCAGUCCAGCCUGAACGAGGCAAUACAAAAUCUUGCAGCUAAGAAAUCUUUGAAAAUCGAACGCUCAGAGAACAUUCUCUUCAUCGCCGCUGAGACCAUCAAGAAACUAAUCCCUUCCCUGCUGGAUACAAAGACUUUAUCACCUGGUGGUGGCAAGCCCAAGGCCAUCAACCAAGAGAAGUUUAAAAUCUCCUCCCUGGGUAUUCCCCACGCUGCCUUGGUGAAUCAAUUCUGGCAUUUUGGUGGCAAUGAGAGAAGCCAGAAAUUCAUUGAGCGCUGUAUCCGGACCUUCCCGAGCUCCUGUUUGCUGGGGCCUGAGGGGAACCCGGUGUCCUGGACAUUGAUGGACUACACUGGAGAAACGCGAAUGGGAGGUACCCUGCCCGAGUACCGUACCCAGGGCCUCGUCACCUAUGCUGUCUAUAUGCAGGCCCAGGAGAUGGCCAAACGUGGGUUUCCCGUUUAUUCCCACACAGUCAGGACCAACACAGCUAUGCAAAAAAUGAGCUACACCCUGCAACACAUCCCCAUGUCUUGUGCCUGGAACCAGUGGCUCUGUUCGCCGAUGUGAAGCUGGCGCUGAACACAACUCGGUGUUGGGUGGGUCUGGAGUGAAUGGCAGGAAGAAGGAAAGAAUACACCGAACCAGCAGUCAGGGCUCCUGUUUGGGCUCUGCAGAAGGAGUGUGAAGGGUCGACAGGACUUUCCUGUCCCUGGGCUCAAAUCACUCAUGGACUUCCCUUAGGUUCCCCAGAUAGAAGCAGAAAAUGUCGCUGCUGUAUUGAACCCCUGUGAUUUCACACCGCAUCCUUCAUCAGCUACAUGACGUUCCAAAUUACUUUUUCUGGAACUCGCAACGAGUGGGUCGGAAGAUCCUUGAUGAUAUUUUCUGGCCGCUAUGACUUAUUUCUCUUUCUGUUUAUGGCUUUUCCUUCAGCGAUCAGCAAGUGGGCUUUCUUCAUUCGAUCUUUAGAGAGUAGCUUUUCCUCUGUUUGCUGCUUUACAGGUACAUUAAAUAUAUGCCACACAAAUUAUAGGGGCUGUUAGGCUAAACACAAUGUACAUGACAUAGCAAGAAGAAUUGUUAAGAAAAAAAAGACUAAGUCCUUUAACUUGUCCUCUCCCAGCUCCCACCCCAGGAAAAAUGAUCCAAUGUGGCUUCCCAAACCCACUGAAACCAUCAAGUAAUAAAGCGAUUUUUACCCUUGAUUAUACAAGUUUAUGCAAAGUGGUUCAUGAUGGGGAGAGCACAGGAUGAAUGUAGGGAAAGUAGAAGAUGGGAAGGCGGAUCAAGACCCAGGGAGGUGGACAUUUACUGAGAAGAGAUAGGAGGGGAGGGGAAUGGAGGGCAGCACAGAUCCCUGCUAUCUCUCUUGACCUUGGCCCACUACUACAGGAUGGCGGAACUCUAUGAUGUUCAGGUUAAUUGCCUCGUGGGAGAGUUCCCGUGGGUGGCAGCAACAGGAGAGAUAUUCUUCUAGGUUGGGACAGGUUUGCUGAGAGUCUCCUUUCUCACCCCUCAAGAGAAAUAGCACUCCCCCCCACACACAACCACCCACCCCGCACUAGGCAGCAAAGAGAGCUCUGGAAUGAGGGUGAUCACCUGGAUUAAGAACUUAUUCCCUCAGGUAUACCUAAACCCAAAAUUAGUCUUUGACAUUGGAGAUGAAGCCCUUCCCCAGACCUACCCAUCUCCAAAAUAAUGGCUAAGAUUUAAUUUUCUGGACAGUCAAGUUUAGAGCAGGGUUUUUCUGCAUUUGCGCAAUGGACAUUUUGGGCUAUCUAAUAUUUGUUGAUUGUAGGAUGCUAGCUGGAUUCCUGACCUCUACCCACUAGAUGCCAAUAGCAUCCUCCAUCCCCCUUUUGGUCACUGAGAACAUCUAUCUCCACAUAUUGACAAUGUCCCUGGAGGCAAAAUUGCCUCUGGUUGAGAAAAGCUGUUUUAGAGAGUAGUUCCCAAACUUAAGAGUGCAUCGUAACCACCUGGCAUUAUAGCUGGGGGGAGGCGCUGGUGCACACCCAUAGUCCCAGUACUCAGGAAGUUGAGGCAGGAGCCUAAAAGUUCCAGGCUAUCCUCUGCAGAUAGAGAGAUCCAUCCACCAACCCCGUCCCCCCAAAAAACAUUUCUGGGAAGCUUGUUAAAAUGCAGACUGUAGGGACUCAGCCCCAGUUUCUUCUUGGAAAGAACCCCAGAAUUUACAUUUCUAAUGAGUUUCCUGGUGAUGCUGAUGCUGUCAGUCCAGGGACCAUGCUCUGAGAACCACUGGUUUACAAAAAAAAA